AGGAGGGGGAAAAAAAGGGGGGAAGGGGAGAAAGGAGGUGGAGAAGAUGCCAUGGUGGUCCCGGCUCGCCUCUUGCCCGCCAGCCGGCUGCCUGCUCGCUCCUGCCCGCGCCUGAGACCCUCCUGGCAGCUGCCUCGGUAGCAGCGGCGGAAGCCCCCCUCCCCAACCCCGUCUCGGGCCAGGAUUCGGGGGUCCCCAACCCCCGGGGCUGAAUGGCCGGGCGGCGGCCGCGCUAUGAUGCUGGCCAUGGUGCUGGUGCUGGUGCUGUGGCUGGGCUCGGCUUGCGCCCUGCAGCCCGCCGGCUCCCGAUGGGUUUCCCCGGCGCCUCCUUGGCCCCGGCGGCCCGAAGGCAGCGGCGAGAACGAGCUGGCAACCUGGACGCCAAACGCCACUCGGGAGUCACCGGCCGCCUCUCCGACGCCGAGCACUGACAGCGCGCCCGGCCCGGCUCCGGCUCCGACUCUCACCUGGCCGUCCCCGGGCCCUGCCUCGCCCCCUCCGGCCUCCGCCUCGCCUGCCCCGCAGGAGGACCCCCCCGCCGGCCCCCCGACCCAUGGGCCUCCCUCGCCGGCAGAAGAGGGAGAGGAGGAGGAAGAUGCGCCGGCCCACAGCGGAACAGAUGUCUUCUGCAACUGCAGCUCCGUCGGAAGCACAAGUGUGGGUGAGUGCAACGCCACGGGUCACUGUCACUGCCACCCAGGAUACACAGGGCCCUCGUGCGACAGAUGCGAAGAUGGCUACUAUCUCAGUCAACCUCCCCAACGUUGCCUUCCUUGCGAGUGUCAUCCCGAGGACUCCAUCUCUUCGUCCUGCAACAACCUUGGAAGGUGCCAGUGCAAAGCUGGAGCCACGGGGAUCAAAUCCCAGUGCCCGGAAGGGUUCUCCAAGUUCAACGGAACCGCCUGCCGGCCAUGCCAGUGCAACAAUCAUUCGUUGCAGUGCGAUCCUUUGACAGGCGCUUGCCUUAAUUGUCAUGGAAACACCGAAGGCACCUACUGUGAGAAUUGCAAAGGACAUUUUUACCGCAACCGCUCUGAGCUUCACGAGUGUCUCCGUUGCCCUUGCUCCACGGAAUUUUCCAGCGGCAGCUGUCAGAUAAAGCCUGGUCAGCAAACCGCAAGCUGUGAUGAGUGCCGUCUUGGCUACAUCGGCCCUCUCUGCAACGAAUGCGACAAGGGCUACUACAGCUCGGACAGCAUCUGCCUGAAAUGCCAAUGCAACGGGAAUGUGGAUCCGGCCCUUUCCCCGACAGUCUGCAAGGCAGAUACGGGCGAAUGUAUCGGUUGCCUCUACCACACAGCCGGGGUUCAUUGCGAGAAGUGCCAAGAAGGAUACGCCAAACGUUUGGAAGGAGCAAACUGCACCAAGGAAGAAUCUACUCCGGUCCCUACAGCUCCAAACUUCAACGCGUCAACCGUCUCGCCUACCGUGGUCUUCAACACCACGUCGGUGCAGCGGACGGUGCAGCCGACUUUCCCAAGUCCGUCUUCUGAGAAUGGCACGUCGACGUUGGCCGACGUCUCCUGGGCCCAGUUCAACAUCAUCAUCCUAACCGUCAUCAUCAUCCUGGUUGUUUUGCUGAUGGGUUUUGUAGGCGCCGUCUACAUGUACCGCGAAUAUCAGAACCGGAAGCUGAACGCUCCGUUUUGGACCAUCGAACUGAAGGAGGACAACAUCAGCUUCAGCAGCUACCACGACAGCAUCCCCAACGCAGACAUCUCCGGCUUGUUAGAAGACGACGCCAACGAAGUGGCGCCCAACGGACAGUUGACGUUGGCCACGCCGAUGCAUAACUACAAAGCGUGACGAAUCCAGGCAGGAACGGAUUGCAAAUUUCUUCCUUUUUUUAAAAAGAAAAAAGAAAAAAUCCUUGGAACGAAUCAGCGCCAGGGCGCUUUGGGUGAAGAUUGCAUGGUUCCUGUGUUUCAAGCCAGAAGGAAGUAGAUAUUUUCUUUUUCUCGGGUUGGCCAAGCUUCUUGUCCGUUGUCCAACAAGACGAGAGUCGGACAAAUGACAGAGGCGAGUCAAAUGAAAGUUACGGAUUGGAUUCAGCUUUGCCUUUUUGAUGCCACGGUGGGUAUUCGCCUGUAUUUUUUUAAAAAAAGAAGCAGCUGCUUGAAUAUAUAUAUAUUUUUGUAUGGAACCCUCGGAGAAGUCACUCAAAAAUCAUCUCACGGCCACUCAGAAGACGCAGGCGGACACUGGAAACUGAACUUUUAAAGCGCUUGUUGGAAAAGUGACUAGUGACAGAAGUGAUGGAAAAGAAGAAUCAAAUCUCGGUCCGAGUUUUGCUAUUUAAAAAACAACAACAAAUCAACGAUGGACGGAUCCAGACGGAAUAACGGUGACCAAAGUUUUGCGUAACUCCCUUCGUUCUCCUCUCUUUUAUUUUUUGAGAAAGGGACUUAGGCGUCCUCUUCCCAUCCUUUUGUGAAUAGUUUCCUUCCAAGCUAGUAACGUUAUUUAAAAGUUAAACGUGGCUUUUUAGCGCCUCUAUUUUGCUUCGACUUGGAUUCCUUUCCCAGAGAGGAAGCGUGAAAGAAUGCUCCAACGCUGGAAGUUUUGAAGAAGAUGCUGGAUAACCAUUUGUCUGAAGUGGUGUAGGGUUUCCUGCCUAAGCAGGGGGUUGGACUAGAAGACCUCCAAGGUCCCUUCCAACUCUGUUAUUCUAUAUUCUAUAAAGAGGAGGCCAAGAAUUUUUACGGAACCGUAUUCGGAGCAGAAAAUGGUGUGUAUACAGAAGGGGAACAGAGAUUCCUUCGGCUGCGUUUGUAACUAUUUGUACAAAAAAGAAAUCAGGUGUUGAAUUUUAACUGUUCUAAGAUUUUUUUUAUCUGUACAGGGGUUCAUGGCGUCGUUUAAAAAAAAAAAAACGAGGCCAAAUGAAACCAGAUCUAAGCUAAGAUUUGUGGGUGGGAGAAAGUAAGUAUUGUAUUAAAGUGUUGUAAAUUUAGAGGGCGAAUAUCUGGAGCUGGGACUCCAGAUGAAACAGGGGUGAUGCGAAUCUCUCGUCUUCGAACAAUACAAGUUGUUUGCAUCUUCAAGGUUAAGUUUUCUCUGCUUGUUAUUUCAUGGAUUUUUUUAUAUCCUAACAAAGACUUUUGUGAUUUUGAGGGGAGGCAAGGAUUUAGGAUAGUGGGAUGGAGUGGAGUCAUAGAAUUGUUUCCCUGAAUGCAAAGCCAGUCUCUAAGGAUAUGGAUGGAGAAAUUCAGAUUUCUCCGGUGCGAAUUUUAGAAUCUGCACUGAAUUUGGAACCCCUUCCUUUUGCCAACUCUCGGCCUUAUUUGUAAGUAGGGACGUCUGCGUCUGCAUGAAAACCCACUCAUCAAAACAGACACCUUAAUUGGUGGUGGGUUUCAAUUUUUUUUACUACCGGUUCUGUGGGUGUGGCUUGGUGGGCGUGGCAUGGCUUGGUGGGCGUGGCAGGAGAAGGAUACUGUAAAAUCUCCAUUCCCUUCCUCACUCCAGGGGGAGGUUACUGCAAAAUCCCCAUUUCCUCCCGAUCAGCUGGAACUCGGGAGGCAGAGAAUAGAUGGGGGGUGGGGCCAGUCAGAAUUUUUACUACCGGUUCUCCGAACUACUCAAAAUUUCCGCUACCGGUUCUCCAGAACUGGUCAGAACCUGCUGAAACUCACCUCUGGCAUGGAGACAUCCGCCAGUAUUUCAUCUCCUUUAUUGAGAGUUUUUUUUUUUUUAAAUAGCUUUUCUUUCUUCUUGGAGCUGAGAGUCCUGUAUGAAUUCACGCAUCGGAGUUGGGUAACCCUAUUUGCUCCGUGCACAUACAUCUUAUUAACUUAACCGUUAUGCUUCAGGGGGUGUAGAAAAUGCAGAACCUGGUUACCUCCGGGGCUUGGAAGAAGAAAAUUGCGUGAAAUUACUCCCAGCAGAGUGUCGCACUUGUUCGACAAAGGAAAAAACAACUUUCAUCAGCAGGGUUGGUAUCGAAGAAAUGACACUGUAGGCUGACGAAGCGGAAUUUGAUAUUCAGAAAGUGGUAUUAGCAGGAAAAGUUGAUUGGAUUUCAGUUGACGGAGCAAGAAGCGAAACAAAAAUAGACUUGGACCGAGAUAAAACCAGACUUUUGGGCAUUUGUUGCUUCUGUAGUAGAGCAAAGAAACAUGUUCUUAGCACUUUGAGGCUCACAAAGUUUUCGAGAUAAAUGAUCUCUGAAAAAGGAUGAAUGGGACGAUUUAUGCUAAGGAUUAUUUUUGUCCUGCACUUACAGCAUCUGCUAAACUGAAUUCGGAUUUUAGAGCAUUUUAUUGCUUUCAAAGAGGCUCUGGUUGGUCAAAUGUUGUGCAUGAUGCCAUAGAGGUACCGUGUCAGCACUUCAAGCUGCAUUUACUCUAGUGCUGACAUAAGAAGAAGUGGAGGCGUCUGGAAAGGAACAUUUGACUUUUCACCUCCUUAUUUUCCCUGGAGAUAAUAUCCCCUAGGAGAUGGGAUGUGAGGGGGGAAAUUCCUUUGAGCUGGAGCAGUAGAUUAGGGGUAGAGUGACUUGGAAGUUGGCCAAUGAAUGCAGAGGAGUAGGGUACGGAAAGGGAGGGUUUUGGGUCUGGAAGUCAGUGUUGGCUACGAUGGAGUCAGAGUGAAUGUCGUGCUUAAUAAAUGGGAGUUUUUCAUCAAAGACUUUGUUUGAAAUGCAAUUUAUUUGAGACGACCUCAAAACCUGACAUACCGUAUUUGUGGGGUUCUUUCUGAGCUUGGUGGUUUUGGUGCAGACGUUUCAUUUCCCAACUGGCUAAUGUCAUUAGUGUUAGAAGGGAGUGGAGUUAUGAUGUAUAUAAACAGAGAGCAAACCCAUUCCCUUCUACCACUGAUGAUGUUACCCUAGUUGGGUAAUAAGACGUCUUGCAAGAAAACCACCAAGUUCAGAGAGCACCAAGGACCCCACAAAUAUGGUACCCUUAUGGCAUCACGGACAACAUUUGACCAAUCAUAGCCCCUCGUUUCAACCCUGAGCUACGGAUAUCCUCCUUUAUUGGCGUACCCUAUUUGCUUUCCAUUUUUAAAAAUUGCACUUUUUUUUUUUGCCCUGGGCGGCUUUGCUAAAAGUCCACCACCUUCUUUGAAUCUUUCCAGAACUUUGAAGACUCUUCCAAUUAUUUUGGCUUAUGGGUUUUGGGUGGUAAAUAUUGCAUCGGCAAUCCUUACGUUUCGCUAAAACAGGGUGAGACAGGGUUUCCCACUCCCCCACCCCACCAGAAAGUGGAUGUUGAGUGCUGUUAUAUAGAAAGAUUUUGAAGAAGAGGUCUCCAUCAAACCAGGGGUGAAAUGCUACCGGUUCGGAUUGGUUCGAGCAAACCGGUAGUAACAAAAUGCUACCGGUUCAGAUGAAUUGGUAUUUCCGUCGAUCAGCUGUGCUGCACGAUUUCUAUGCUUUCUAGCGAAUCUAAAUCGUGUGGCGCAGCUGUUUCCCACCCCCUCGCUGUUCUACUUACCUUAGAAAAGGCUUCUUAAGCCUUUUUUUUCAGUGUUGCAGUGGGCAUGCAUUCGUUUGGCAUGCAUGUGUGAAGCGUGCAUUUGGCAUGCACCACGCAUGUGCAGCGAAUCGGUAGCCGACCUCGGAGGAUUUCACCACUGCCUCAAACAGUCCUGCUAUCAGUUGCAAUUUUGGUAUGAACGUGUUUGCUGGAUAUGAUGUUUUAUGCGAAGCCCUCUGGUGCUCUCUGACCUUGGUGGUUUUCUUUGCAGACAUUUCAUUACCCAACUAGGGAACGUCAUAAUAAUAUUAACUUUAUUGUCAUUGUACGUGUAUACAGAGUAUACCCAUACAACGAAAUUCACUUAACACCCAAAGACCAGGUCCAACACACAUAACAAUCCCCACCCACCACAAUUCCCCACCCCUAAAUCACCCAAACAUCCACACAACAGACCAAGUAAUGCUGUCCAACAGCUCACUGACGGUGGCCCUUUAGUUCAUUGUUGAGUGCAAUUAUAGCUCUGGGAUAAAAACUAUUCAGAAGACGUGUGGUCCGAGUUUUAAUUUUUCUGUAUCUUCUGCCAAAAGGCAACACAGUCCAAAAAGAUUGUAAGCAGGAUGGGAAGAGUCUCUGAGAACGUUAUGCAACUUCCUCAGACAGUGAGAUUCGAAGAUGUCGUCCAGGGCUGGUAGCUGGAGUCCGAUGAUAUUCUGCGCAGUUUUAAUGAUUCACUGUAGAGCUUUUUUAUCCGCUGCAGAGCUGCUCCCAUACCAUGCAAGAAUGCCGUAUGUCAGGACACUCUCAAUGGUGCUGCGAUAGUAGGACAGAAGGAGAUGCUGAGAUAGAUUUAUCUUCCUGAGCAUUCUCAGGAAGUACAGCCUCAUCAGUGAGUGCUGAUGUUUUCUUUAGCCCCGAGAACGGCAAAAUUCAAAACUCUUCAAAAGAACUUUUGAAAAAAACGACAAGCUUGCAAGGGCAUUUUUUUUGAAAAUAUUGUAAUGGCGCGUCGAGCUUAUAAGUCGAAUACCCCAAGUAAUAUUGAGUUCCCAUGGGAUCGAAUGGUCCACGAGCAGGCGAUGUCUCCACAGUGCAAAAAAACCCACCGAUCACGGGUCCUUAAAAAAGUCUGUGAAAAAUUAAAUCACUCAGGUGUGCAGCGAAGAUAAUCUGUGCCAGAAGGGUGCCACUAGAUACACCUUUCAAGGAAAUGUACACGAAUUAAAAAAAACAGGCGAAUUUUGAUUUAAGCCACAUAAACGAGAACUGUGAGCCACUUCAAUCCCUGAGCUGAUGGGUGGAAGAAAAAUAAUGUCCCUGCACCGUUGAUCUUUACACAAAACAGUGUUCAAAAUGUUUUACGAUUUUAAGGAAAUGGGCCAGUUAAUGUGUGAAAUAAUCCGUUCCAUGACCACCUGGGAAAAAUGGUUUCCAAACAUAAAUAGAGAUGCUUUGUGUGUAUUUGUGUAUUUUUUUCCCCCCUCCAAAAAAUCUUAAAUUUAAUGACCUUCCCCUAGCUAGAAAUAAUUGCAUGAAGUUUAACUGUAGAGAGAUGGCAUGAAACUGUAUAAUGAAAUAGGUACCACGAUAGACCAGGCCAAAAAAAUAAUAUAUUUAAAUUUAUGAAACGAGUAUGAUCAUUUUAGCAUGGUUUUGCCAAGCCCGUUUGACACUUUUAAGGAUAUGCGAAAUAAGAGUAUACGUCCCACAGACAUAAUCCAUUUAAAAGAAGCUUGAAAUGCGUUAUCUGUUAAUGCAACCCUCUAAACUUCUGAUAAUCUCGCAACGUUUAUGCCUCUGAUCCUUUGCAUUAAGAUUUCGACUUGCAGAGCUUGUAUGCGUUUUAACGUGACAUGUCAACUAUAUUUUGGGGUGGAUGGGCUUUUUAAUCCUAAACAUUCGUUCGGCUUAUGAAAUGCAUUUGUUUAAGGGAAAAAAAGGUCUUUCUGUGUGUGGAAGAGUGUGUACAGUACGUGUGCGAGGGGUGAGAGUAUGGAUCUGAAUUUACCUGGAAUUUAUACUGAAGAAUGUUAUUUAAACAACAAAUAAAAUGUAGAUAAUUUGUAUCUAA
Molecule: messenger RNA, 7494 nt
Organism: Pantherophis guttatus
Lineage: Eukaryota; Metazoa; Chordata; Lepidosauria; Squamata; Colubridae
Gene: MEGF9
Product: multiple EGF like domains 9
Biological process (GO): animal organ morphogenesis; tissue development
Source: RefSeq, a predicted model, not a curated record